This is a messenger RNA of Salvelinus sp. IW2-2015, 1917 nucleotides long. RefSeq lists its product as uncharacterized. The record is from RefSeq and is a predicted model, not a curated record. Gene Ontology annotation, molecular function: glycosyltransferase activity. Lineage: Eukaryota; Metazoa; Chordata; Actinopteri; Salmoniformes; Salmonidae. Gene Ontology annotation, cellular component: cytoplasm.
AUAUGUGUAUUCAAAUACAUUUUAACCAGACAUAAUUAUUAGAUCGCCUUCAAAAAAGGAAGAUUAUUCAAGCAGUAGCCUAUGCAAAUCAGGUAGCUAAUUGAACGGCUCUUUCACAGAUGCGAUUCGGUUCUUGAUCCAUUGAAAAAGAGCGGUUCGUCCGAGAACGACCAUACACUAGCUCAGAGUCCACCAUGUGGAGACGUUGAAAUAUGAAAGCGUUUGUCACCUGCUAAGAAACAUCAAUGAAUAAGGUCUGGUCUGGAAUCACAGAGCUGGAUUUUGAUGGACAUAGCCUACAGUAUGCUGAAAUUUCGGUUUGGUCUUCUAAUAUUCUUUGCAGUGGUAUGUUUAUAUUGGACAUGGUCCAUAUAUAUCAAAUUGAAUACAAACAAAUACCCUGCAAAAACACAUUGGCAAAUUCUCAUAAGUGAUCAAACAAUAACUCAGAUUAAAGACACAAAGCAUUUAAUGGUGUCUGCCUACAAAGACCACAGAGUGGAUGGAGCAAUCCGCAUCAUUAGUAUAAUCAGAAGAGAUGAUCUCCAGCCACUUCAUUGUUUUUUCUGUGGUGGACAUGGCUGCUUUCCUGCCUCAGUGGCACAGGUGGAGAUGCACAGCGACCAUUUUGGAUUCCCCUUUGUGACCACAGAUGUGCUGUGCCAGAGUCCAUCUAUGUAUAAUGUGACACAUGUCACUAUAUCAAUACAUUCAGAUAUCAAAGCCACCCAAAACCAGCACUUCCUGUCCAUACAAAACAAAGAACUGAGAGAGGAGAAGAUAUUUYCAUACAACUUUACAGUGUGCAUCUCCAAYCUUUUCGGGGGCUAUAACAAUGUCCUGCAGUUUGUCCAAACUAUGGAGAUGUACAAACUCCUUGGGGUGCAGAGAGUGGUUAUCUAUAACACCAGCUGUGGUCAGGACUUGGAACCAGUGUUAGUUCACUACAGGGAAGAGGGUAUACUGGAAAUAGUAGAAUGGYCGAUUGAYCARUUCCUCAACCCAUCCAAAGGCUGGAGGUUUGAGGAGCACAAAGGAGAUCUCCACUACUAUGGGCAGCUGACCACUCUGAAUGAAUGCAUCUAUAGAUACAUGUACCAGUCGAAGUAUGUACUUCUUCAUGACAUUGAUGAGAUCGUGAUGCCUUACCAACAUGCCAAUUUGCAUCUACUGCUGGAGGACCUUCAACACCAGCACCCCAGAGUAGGAGUCUUCGUCAUCGAGAACCACAUAUUCCCCAAAAACCAUUACGAUGACAGUGGCAAGUUCAAACUGCCACAAUGGAGGGAAAUUCCAGGGAUCAAUAUCCUGGAGCAUAUUUACAGAGAACCCUCGAGAGAAGCUGUUAUCAACCCUACCAAACUGAUUGUCAACCCUAGACAUGUAGUACAGACAUCUGUUCACUCUGUGCUGAAGACUUUAGGGGAGACCUUCUGGGUACCACCUGAUGUGUGUCGGCUAGUACACGUCAGAGUUCCCCUGCAAGGGAGCCUCACUAAAGAUCAGCUGCUUGUGGACAAAAAGCUGUGGGAAUAUGAGAAGGAGCUAGUUCAAAAUGUUGACAACACUUUAAGGAAAUCUGGACUGUUGCUUUGAUGAWGCAAAUCUGAUUUURACAUUCUUUUGUCAUGUUUGUUUCUUGGCCUAUUUCAUCURAAUAAUAGUCUGUUUUGCUCUAGCCAAGCCUUGACGACUCRUUAGACAGUAAGGUCAGCCAYAUCCCAACUCAGCAGAAAAUGACUGCGCGAUGAAAUGAAKGGGAGUGAAUGGACAAUUAUUGCAUUAUGAUYGUCCCUGAUGUUUUCCUGAGMUUUCCAAUACCUACCUGAUGCAUUUMAGACACUACAAACCAUACUUCCUUCUGAUUUAUUUUUGGCCUAUCUUUUUUGCUAUGUAUUUGUGUGUUAUUCAGUGCGU